Molecule: messenger RNA, 1224 nt
Organism: Fusarium musae
Lineage: Eukaryota; Fungi; Ascomycota; Sordariomycetes; Hypocreales; Nectriaceae
Exons: 1
Coding region: 1-1224 (407 amino acids)
Source: RefSeq, a predicted model, not a curated record
AUGGCCUACUACCGCCCAUCUAGACAACAAGCGCGCCCAUACGGAUAUGACGAUGACUACGUAGCGCCAGAUCCCGGGAGGUCGUAUGACCCUUACGAAGACCGAAAUGCACCUCCUCCCCGCAAAGUCAGAAGAGAGCCGGCGACAGAUGCGUCACCUCCCCGCCGCUACAAGUCACAAAGGAGUCGCCGCCCUCCGAGUCCUGGCAGGCCAGGGUACCCUGAUGAUCCUAUGAUGGACGAUCGGAGAGCCGAAGGCCGUCCCCGCCGUAGAUAUGAGCCAGAACGCCGCGGGCGGAGUGCUGGGCCUGAUCGACGAAGCCGAGACAUCAGCCCCCCACCCUUCGGACCUCCACCAGAUUCGCCUCGCCGAAAGGCUCGCUCAGCUCGUCCCGAUCGCGAUUCUCACUACCCCGAGCGAGAUUUUCGCCCAUCUUUACGCGAGCCUCGCUCAGGGCGGGAUCGGGAACGGGAACGGGAGCUACCCAUCCGUGGAAAGCAGGACGCACGCCCUGACAGAGACCCUCGAUUCGAGCGCGAUGCUCCACCAGUGCAUCCUUAUGAUCGCGACGCUUAUGCUCGGGAACCAACUUCACGCGCGUACCCUGAUGAUCCUCGAGACCAACGAAGGUCCAAGCAUGGAAGAUCAGUGCCACCGUCACCUCGCUCUAGAUCGCAAGGACGGGGUCGAAAGUCACGAUAUCCAGACUCCGACUCUGAGUCGGAAGAUGGUCAUUACGGUGCCAAACUUGGAGCUGCCGGAGCUGGAGCGGGUGCUGCUGCUGCUGCCAGUCGACGACGGCCACGGUCUCAAACAAGAGACCGCCGUGGGCGAGAUGCUGCUCGAUCCCCAAAUAGAGGUCGGCCUCCUACCACACAGAAGAAUCGCGGCGGCGCUCCUACCGCGCGUCGCAGCUCCAUGCCCGCUAGCACCAAGCCACGCACUGCAUGGUGGCAGAACCCCAUGGUCCAGGCUGGUGCCCGUACUGCGUUCACAGCUGGUGCUCAAGCUGCGAUGAAGUCUGGUCAUGAAUCUGGUCCCUGGCUCGGCCCCAAGGGCGCCAAAGUCGCAACUGCUGCUCUUGGCGCGGCCUUGGUGGACGGCUUCAUGGGUCAGAAGCAUCCCAAUAGUACCAGACAGAAGCUUAUGAGGCAGGGCGUUGAUCUUGCCUCAGCUCAAACCACAAGGGUUCCUGAGCAUCAUGGCAGUGGUCGGAGACGAUAA